Striga hermonthica is the source of this 306-nucleotide messenger RNA. NCBI's taxonomy places the organism in Eukaryota, Viridiplantae, Streptophyta, Magnoliopsida, Lamiales, Orobanchaceae. The record is from the annotation of a GenBank genome assembly.
AUGAACAUCCCCGAAAGUGCUGUAAGGCUUCAAAUAGCACAAGUUAAACGUUAUUUUGGCCCGUGCAAGGCGAGACUGGGAUCGACGCCGCCGAGCUGCCACAACAAGUGCAACCAGUGCCACCCGUGCAUGGCGGUCCAGGUGCCCACCAUGCCGGGCCACGAACGCGUCGAACCGGGCCGAGAAAAGCUGGCCGACUAUUUCGACGCCCCGCCGGCGCCGCCGUCCUCCGCCGGGAACAGGUACUCCAAUUAUAAGCCGCUCGGGUGGAAAUGCAGAUGCGGUGGCCAUUUUUACAACCCCUGA